AUGAUAUUCAUCAAUUAUAUUUAUUAUUCUUGUAUAUUACUCCUCUUUCAUAUAAAUUAUAUAUGGACAUAUGAAUGUCUUCUAUGUGCUACAAAGCUGUUUAAUUAUUCCAUUACUAUUGAUGAUCUUCCCACUCCUACUGAAGAUGAUUACAAUAUAAUCAGAGGAAAUCAUGGUUGUCAUAUACACAUCGAUUGGUUACAUGAUGGUACAAGUGAAGUACAUUAUCAAAUAGGUCCAGCUCUACCGGAUAAUAAAAUCUUAUCAGGAAUAGAACGACAAGUAAUUAUAAAUACUGGAAAAUAUUCUACUCGUAAAUUAGUUAGUUAUAGUUGUACAUCGACUAAAACUGCUUGUAAUACUAUCGAUCGUUUAAAACAUGCUAUUAAUUCAAUAACAUUUCCUACAAAUGAACAAAUAGAACAAUUUGAUACAUUAAUUAGACCUACAAAAAAUUUUAAUGCUAGUUUAUGUGCUCAAGUAUCAAAUACAACACAUUGUCCUAAACUUAAUUUAACCGAAUGUCAACAAUGUAUGAGUAUUGUUCAAUAUUCUGAAUCUACAAAUAUAUGUAAAACAUGUACAAAUGAAGAAAUACAACGAAAUUAUUUUCUUUAUUCUACAACUUUCGAUAUCGAUUCAAAAAAUCAAUCGGAAGAAAUAAGAAUUGGUUGUCAGAAUGGUUAUAUGUGCAACCUAUUAGUAGAUACUGAACGAAUAAAACAAAUUUUAGUAACAAAAUUUAAUUUUACUACAUUCAAUACUUCAAUAGCAACAACAAUGAAAUCAACUAAUAUACUCUUUUGUAUAAUCAUCUGCAUACAAUUACUUCUAAAAUGA
Molecule: messenger RNA, 840 nt
Organism: Adineta steineri
Lineage: Eukaryota; Metazoa; Rotifera; Eurotatoria; Adinetida; Adinetidae
Source: the annotation of a GenBank genome assembly